AUGGAUCUUGACCUUGCGAUAAGGGUUAAUUCUCUAGCACCUCUUACGGAUUCGAGUACCUCUGAUCAAAGGAGGGAGAUGGAAAAAUGGGAGAGAUCAAAUCGCAUGUGCAUGAUGAUCAUGAAGAAAGUCAUUCUGGAAGCAUUCAGGGGCACAAUAUCUGAAAAGAUUACUACGACUAAGGAUUUCAUUGCGGAUAUUGAAAAGAGGUUUGCCAAGAAUGAAAAGGGUGAAAUUGGUACACUCUUGGCAAGCCUAAUUUCAAAGAGGUAUAAGGGUAAAGGCAACAUCAGGGAGUACAUCAUGGAGAUGUCUCAUCUUGCUUCUAAGUUAAAAGCACUUAAGCUUGAACUCUCGGAGGGAUUGCUAGUGCAUCUAGUUUUGAUUUCACUUCCGACACAAUUUAACCAGUUUAAGAUGAACUACAACUGUCAGAAAGAGACUUGGUCUCUGAAUGAGAUUAUCUCACACUGUGUUCAGGAAGAUGAAAGACUGAAGCAAGAUAAGAUAGAGAGUGCUUACUUGGCCUCAACCUUCAUUUAG
Molecule: messenger RNA, 543 nt
Organism: Diospyros lotus (date-plum)
Lineage: Eukaryota; Viridiplantae; Streptophyta; Magnoliopsida; Ericales; Ebenaceae
Exons: 1
Coding region: 1-543 (180 amino acids)
Source: RefSeq, a predicted model, not a curated record